Messenger RNA from Paecilomyces variotii, 1376 nucleotides. Its product is annotated as metalloprotease MEP1. The transcript is spliced from 2 exons. Gene Ontology annotation, molecular function: metallopeptidase activity. NCBI's taxonomy places the organism in Eukaryota, Fungi, Ascomycota, Eurotiomycetes, Eurotiales, Thermoascaceae. Bases 40 to 981 code for a protein of 313 amino acids. The record is from RefSeq and is a predicted model, not a curated record.
CUACGAGACACCUAGGCCGCGGCGCCAAAAACAGCAACGAUGCAGUGGCUUGUAGGAUUGAUCUUUUUAAGCUUGACCUUCGCUUAUACAUUAGCAGCAGAUGGAGGAGAAGAUUUCACGCCUCAUCGCGGUCGCUAUUGCGGGACAAGCGAGCCUGGGGCAACAUUCAAGGCGUUACAAAGACAGCUGGGCUCUAUAGAGUCCCAAGCUCGCAUGAGCGGCGCAGGAAAUCUAGAGGAUUUAACUCCCAUUGAGAUUGAGACAUGGUUUCAUAUUGUCACUACCAAAGCCAACGCGGAUUUGGUGACCGAUAAGAUGAUAUCUGACCAGCUCACCUACCUACAAAAAUCAUACUCCAACACGACCAUCACAUACAAACUCCUCGGAGUCGACCACACCAUCAACGACACCUGGGCACAGAACGGCGACGACAUCGGAAUGAAAACCGCUCUCCGCAAAGGCACCUACAGCACGCUCAACAUAUACUUCCAAACCGACCUCCAAGACACCCCCAGCGAUUCAAUCCUCGGCCGUUCCCAAACCACCCCAUCCACCAUGCCCUCUCUCCUCGGAUUCUGCUCCCUUCCCGACCCCACCAUCAACUCCACCAGCACGCGCUCCGACUACAUCAAAGACGGCUGCAACAUCCUCGCCAGCUCCAUGCCCGGCGGACCCCUAACGCACUACAACCUGGGGGGAACAGCCGUGCAUGAAGUCGGGCACUGGAACGGCCUCCUGCAUGUAUUCCAGGGUGGAUCGUGCUCUCCCAGUAACGAGGGGGAUUAUAUCGCCGACACGCCGUUACAAGCCGAAGCGACGGAGGGUUGUCCAGUGAGACAGGACUCGUGUCCUGAUUCCGCGGGACUGGAUUCUAUACAUAAUUAUAUGGAUUAUUCUUCUGAUGAUUGUUAUCAGGGGUUUACGAAGGACCAGACUUUGCGGAUGCGGAAUAUGUGGGCGAAGAUGAGAAAGGGGAAAUAAAUGAAUGGAUAAAUGCAUGAAUCGAUAUUGGAAGAUGCAGCCCAUGCAUACGGAGCAUUUCUGAUUGCUUACUCUUUCUCUCUUGCAUUCUUUCUUUUCUCGGUGUUGUCUUCCAGGAAUUCCCCAUGUCAGUUUUCAGAGACUACUACUGGAUCUAACCAGGAUUUCAAGAUUUUGCUUCCUGUUCCAGAUACUCAUUCGAGGGUUUUUAUUUCUUUUGGGGUCUUAUAAUCUUAUUUCAUUUUCGUUCUACUUAUCCUAUAUUUACUAUAUACUACUGAGGCACGAAAUCUGACUUGGUGAGCUUUCAACUACCAAGAUCUGUUGUCUGGAUAGAGCUUAUCUUUACAGGCAGAGAGCAUAAAUACAAUUGAUAAUAAUAUGUCAAGACCAGA